Molecule: messenger RNA, 1480 nt
Organism: Xenia sp. Carnegie-2017
Lineage: Eukaryota; Metazoa; Cnidaria; Anthozoa; Malacalcyonacea; Xeniidae
Exons: 7
Coding region: 45-1316 (423 amino acids)
Source: RefSeq, a predicted model, not a curated record
UCCAGUUUAAAUUGGCGCUCAAUUUUGAAUUUUAUUGACAAAAAAUGGCCAGCCAUUUCGAAGUUUUUGAUAAGUUGCGCGAUUUGGGACGUUCCUUAGACAGGAUUUCGAGCGUUUUACCAUCCGAAAAAAAUACCGAAGACAUAAACAAAGCCAGAGCUUGUCUACAGCUCAAGGCUCUGCUGGCUGAUGCAAAAAACCUCAAGGAGGAAACAACGAAGACUAUUUCUGAUGCUAAAUGUAAUCUGAACAUCGACAGUAUUUUAGAGGCCACUCGUAAGCAGGCUUUGAAGAUAAGAGAAAACAUAGAUGAAUUAGAGGACCACUUAACCAAGUAUGGUUAUUCAAGACCUAAAGGAAAACUUCCAGAUGUAUAUCAGGAAAACGAUUGUGAAGAUAGCGAGAGUAAUCUUUGUACUGCUGAUAGCUUUCAAGACAGCAGUAGUGAUAAAGAAAAUGAAUCACCAGACUUAGAAAAUGAGCAGCCAAGUGAAGAUGAUUCUCAUGAAGAUGAGAUUGAUACAAUACUUCCUAUGCAACCAGAAAGACCUGCAUUGGAUCCACUAGUGACACCUGUUCGCCCGAAAACAGCUACCAAGUUCAUCCAAAAUUAUGAUAUGCAUAAGAAAUGUGUAGCAAGUCCUGUGAUACCUGAAGGACCGCCAUUACCCCAGACCAAGACACCUGUUCUAAAAUGCAAACCACAUGGCUUUGACUUAAGUGUACCAGUAUCAUCAGAGUUGCCACCGCAUUUAAUGAUAGAAACAGAAACCAUUGACAAAGAACAGAAUUUUAACUCCCCUACCCAAGUAGCAGGAGACCUGUCAGUUAAUGAUUUUCCUACUCCACCAACCUUUACCACUCCUGGAUUGAAGCGAUAUGGAACCCAGAGAGAAGGCCAGGAACCCGUCCUUGCCUUUGAUAAUCUUGAUACACCACAACCUCCUAAGUUUAAGUCUGUAAAUAGACUCAUUCCAGGUGAAUUGACUGGGCAAUUGGAAACACCUGAUGAAGUCAAACCAUGCUCGAAAUCAAGAUACCGUUUGCCUGAAAUAGACUAUCCAACAUACAGCAAAAUCCCGGGAUGUCUUCAAAAACAGUUUUCAUUCAAGCAGGUCAAUUUUCUCAUUGAAGAGACAAACACUUAUUUAAAUACCCGAGAAAAAGGUAACAAGACUAUCACGAAUGACGAGUUAUCAUCUGUAUUGAAUGUGGGCCCAUUCACACAAGCAUUUGCUCUUGUCUUGUUGAAAAUAGAACAUUUCACAAUGCGAAAGUCUGGUGUUUAUAAUGUCAAUGAUGCAUUCAUUGUCUAAAAAUAAACUUGUCUUAAAGUUGUUGACUAGUUUAAGUGUAUAUGUAUGUAUUAUAUUCAGUAACUGUAUAAGGAAAUCUUAGUGUGGAUCAUUUAAUGUGAAAAUGUUAUGAAUAAAUCAAUAAACACAUAUGCCACAUUGUAGUUAAAAUCAAGACACAUGAA